This is a messenger RNA of Aspergillus steynii IBT 23096, 734 nucleotides long. RefSeq lists its product as uncharacterized. NCBI's taxonomy places the organism in Eukaryota, Fungi, Ascomycota, Eurotiomycetes, Eurotiales, Aspergillaceae. Bases 149 to 598 code for a protein of 149 amino acids. The record is from RefSeq and is a predicted model, not a curated record. The transcript has a single exon.
CCCUCUGCUAGUUCCCGAGACCAAAAGAAAAAUCGAGGAGAAAUUACUGCAUCAAUAUUAUGCAGGACCGUUACGUACGUGCAGGGUGCCUGCUUCCGUUGCAUUCUGACCUGGCUACCGUUUGUUGCUUGUCGUGCAACCGUGUAAUAUGCUAACGAUCGCCAGCCUUCCCCGUAGACGGUCAAACGACUCCGGAAGAUCUCCGGAUUCCGGCGUGGCUCAUUGCUGUUUGAAUGAUGACCAGCCCAAGGCAAGACAGAGAAGGGAAAAAAAAAAGAAAAAAAAAAGAGAGAGAGAGACUGGGAAGCUGAGGAGCUGGACACGGAAAGCGACGUUACGAGGCAGGCCGAAUGGCAACGUUGCCUGCCCAUCUGCCCAUCUGGUGGCCAGCGAAGAAAGUCCAUCUUCCUCCAAUCUUCUGAACCAUUGGCCCGUCAUCGGGAAGCGCGUUGGAUCUGUUUCUCCACCAGCCCUCGAGGAACGAGUUGCAAACGCCAGAUGCAAAGACGCCCCCUCCAAGCCGGACGAAUCCGAGCUCUUGGAGGAAGCAACGUCAAGGGACACGUCAUGGUGGACAUCCAGCUUUCAAAGUCGAUAGCAGUUUCCACGAUGAAGAACCCAAAAUUGGACCGGUGGGGUUUGGCAGGCACCGAGGCAUCGCGAUUGGCGGCGGCGGCAAUUGACUUUGGCGAUCAACAACUUCAUUCUUCAUUUCUGAGUCGAGGGAAUCACAU